GAUACCUCGACCUCCUCUAUAGCCAUCCACGCACUCGUUCCCCUUCCUCGUUAUAGCUGCGACCAUGCCCAUACCUUUGCCACCAUGACGACCUCCACGACCCCCCGAAAACCCGCCUACUUUCGGAGGUCAUCUGCGCCCAUCAUACCGACGUCUGCAAUCAACGAUACGACGGCACCUCGAGACGACCUCGAAGAGAGUCUACACGAUCUGCUAGAAACCGCACUGCAAUGCUACGUCAACUCUUGGUACCCUUCCAUCUCGCCACGAGACAAGUCCUUCUUGCCGCACGUCUACCACCUGCUCGUCCGCGUCCUCGGAUCGCUGUCCACAAACAUCAGCGUGGCCUGUGAAUCUGGACGUCUGGACGAGCUCGUUCUGGCAGACUUGCCCGACGUCAUCUCUCAGCAUGUGCAAAACUGGAUGAGAGCCGAGCAGGACAUUGUGGAAGGAGGACUCGAUCAGACGCUGGUGGCUCGGUUCGCGUUGUUGCACGGUCAUCCGGCCGUUCAAUUGGUACAAAGCAAACCCACAUCAACCCGGAAGGACACGUCGCAUCGAGCGUCUACGGAUGUGACGCAGCUUCCGAGCGAUAUCGACCAGUCACUCGGAGAAGCCAUGUCGUCCUCAUUGCACGGUUAUGACGACCACCCAUACCUCAAGCGCCAUCAACCUCCCCCCGAUUCCGUACAAAUACAACCACCUCAGCUACCCCCCGUCUACCGCAUCUCGCCCUCGUACCUCUCGACCCUAUCCGAGCGGCUCUUGCGAUACCAUCUCCCACCUCAAGACUACGCUCCCUUGACAGAACGUACUAUCCUCACCGAGAUCAUCGCAUCAGCUAUCUUGGCCAACGUCCUGCAAAAGCUCUCUCAAGGAUGGAUGAUCAGCCGGAUGGCACUUUCGAUCCUCGGCGAGCCUGGACGCGGACGCCAUCAACACCAACGACAACAAGUUCCUGAGACGGCACCUCAGCAAGAGGCCGAUGGAGCUUCGAAACCGUCCUCGGGAGUCUUCCAGACCAUCGUCCUGAUCGUCUACCAGUUCGCUGCCGUGCUGUUGGCAAUCUCGCAAUGCUACACGUCGUUGCAAAGCCAAUGGAGAUCUCUCACGGACGAUCCCUCAAUCGAGGCUUCUGACAAGGCUGGCGCGACGUCCCAUGAACGAUGGAAGGCAGGGGUGGAGAACGCGCUGGACCCCAGCUUGAACCUCCUCGACAGUCUUCUGAACCUCCAGGAUGGGACGAGUAGGAAGAGAUCGAUAGCUGAAUUGCGAAGUUGGAUCGGCAUGGCCUGUGGUCCGAUAGCUCUGGGUCGAUUCGCCGACAAACUCCUUCCGCUUUACUUGCAUGAACACGUCUUCCAGCCGUCCGUACUCGCUCGCGGUAUCAAUACGUUACACGACGUCUUGUUCCCCAACGGAGAACUCGCCCCUUCAGUCCCCGAUCCGACAGAAGAGGAGGCUCGGGACCUGUCUGACAGACUGGUCGCUAGGUUACUAGAAGUCUUUCCACCCCACGCUCGUCGUUUGAUCAUCGGACCAGACGCGACUCACGAACAAGCCAUCCGACGUCUCAUGGCACCUUUCCAGGACCCCGAUAUCAACCUACACCUAUUCACGAGAUUACUAGAACGCAUCUUCCUGACGAUCGAGCCUAGGCUCGCUAACGACGACAACGACGACCAAUUACGAUGAUACGGCGGUGGCCGAUGACAUAGACUUUAUCGGACUUGAGACUGUUGUAAAUCACGCUUCGGCUACCAUGUGCAUUGAGUGAUCGUAGCAUCACUGAUACCGUCCUUAA
Filobasidium floriforme is the source of this 1804-nucleotide messenger RNA. Its product is annotated as PXA domain-containing protein. The transcript is spliced from 3 exons. Lineage: Eukaryota; Fungi; Basidiomycota; Tremellomycetes; Filobasidiales; Filobasidiaceae. The record is from RefSeq and is a predicted model, not a curated record. The coding region runs from base 85 to 1695 and encodes 536 amino acids. Gene Ontology annotation, molecular function: phosphatidylinositol binding. Gene Ontology annotation, cellular component: intracellular membrane-bounded organelle.